Ceratitis capitata (Mediterranean fruit fly) is the source of this 5293-nucleotide messenger RNA. Its product is annotated as translational regulator orb2. The coding region runs from base 1215 to 5153 and encodes 1312 amino acids. The transcript is spliced from 14 exons. Gene Ontology annotation, biological process: negative regulation of cytoplasmic translation. Lineage: Eukaryota; Metazoa; Arthropoda; Insecta; Diptera; Tephritidae. Gene Ontology annotation, molecular function: ribosome binding; mRNA 3'-UTR binding; lipid binding. Gene Ontology annotation, cellular component: neuron projection; synapse; nucleus. The record is from RefSeq and is a predicted model, not a curated record.
UUAUUGGCUUACUAUGAAGUAAGCUAACAGACCUAUUAAUUUCCCACUUAACUUACACUUGGCAGCACUUUUAAUCUUUUUGGGACAUUUUGCAAUAAGAUUUUUUUUCGUGCGGCUCGGUUUUUUUUGUCGGGGAAAUUCUAAUGAAGUGGUUUUUGUGUGAUUACGACGAAAUUUUUUAAUUUCAGAAAAAAUUAUUUUAUUUUUUAUGAAAAAAAAAGAAGUUGCUAGGAUCUUUUUAUACGAAAAUUAUAUAAUUAAAAACGUAGCUGCUAAACGUGUCGGUCGUGUUUUUUAAUGGAAAUUGAAUAAACGAUUUUAGAUACAAUUGCAGCGGAAUAGUGACCAGAAUAACAGCAAAAAAAGAAAUAUAUUAAGGUGCGAAGUUGUUAAUUAAUGUUCAACGUAUGUACGUAAAUGUACUUAAGUAGAUAAAUUUGGAGUCAAUGAUAUACACACAUAUCUGUGUGGUUUCAUGAUUGUGUGAUGGAAUUUUCUUUAAGGAGAAGCAAAUAAUCGUGAUUUUAUCACUCUUCGCCAUGUUUGUCACCAUUUAGAUAAGAACGGGAAGAAGACCUGCAGAACAGCUGGCACCACCAAUAACAGAAGCAGCAAACAGCAGCGGUAGCAGCAGCUAGAAACAAAACAGAAUCCUCAGUGUCGCAACAGUGUCGGUACGAACGAACGCACGAGAGAGCAACGUGCUGUGGAGGAGAACGAAUUCGAUGUGCAGUAAAUGGCCAGAGAUAUUUAUUUCUGUUGAACGAGAGUUGCGUAAAGCUCGUUGAUGUGUUAAGGAAAUUGAAGAAAAUUGUUGGAUUGCAUACUUAAUAUAAUUGCAGCCAUUUGCCAGAUAUUGUUUGAUCAUCAUUCAUUGUUGUUAACCGUGGCAGCUUGUAUAACGAAAUAGAUUUAGUGAAACAAGUUAAGCAAAACGAGAAGAAGGCUUCACUUGUGCAUGCGAUCAAAGUGAGCUACGUGAGAACUGCUACAAUAAAAAAAAGCAGAAUUGAAAAAAGGAAAGAAAAAAUAUAGCUACAAAAACAUUUGUUAUUAAGUAAUAUAUAUAAAAGUGGCUAGAAAUUAAUGCUCUCUUGAUUACCGCAUCUCAUAAUAAUAGCAACAACGACGACGAGUUUAAGUAGCGCUACGUCGUAGACCUUUGACGAGCGGCUAAAAGUAGAGGCUUUACGCACACAUAAACAUAUAAAGAAAUGGAUUCACUUAAAAUUCCAAAAGGUGGCAGCAGCAAUGCGGCUGGUGGCGGUGGCGGCAAGCCUACUGGCAGCGUACCAAUCACUGUUCGUUUUAAUGCCGGCGAUGAAUGUAUCGAUGAUAUCUUUCAGUCAUUUCACAAUAGCAACAAUAGUGGUAGUGGCGCGGGUGUUGUUGGUGGUACCGGUGGCAAUGGUAGUGUAGGUGGUGGCGGCGGUGGUGGUGGUGGCGGAGGCCCGAAUGCCGGUGGUGGGGAUUCCCUAUCGAGUAGUCCAUCACAACAUCAUCAGCUGCAGGCACAGCAAAAUGCGGAUGAUGUAAAUGCAAGGAAUAAUUUUCUGCAAGGAAACUUCUUCAAUCGCAAAAGAUCGGGUAGCAUCGAAGGCGUUUCGCCAACAACUUCUGGACCAAAUCUUAUAGCAGCGCUCUCGGGAAACGAUACAGCAUCGGUUGGUACUUGGAAAUUAAUUAAGGGUAAAGUUUCACAGACGUUUGAGGACAUAAAAUCUUCGAAAACAACAACACAAGCAACGCUCUCUACAUCAGUACCAAAAGCUGAAAGUUCCCGACAAUAUUUCCAACAACAACUAAACGAUCCAGACUCAGAUCCCGAUAAUCCCACCACACACUCUUCCAUCAGCGACGAUUUGCCCUUUGAUUUGGAACGUAAAUCGCCACAUUUGAAGGGUGGCGCGGAAUCGGACUCAUCAGUAGAGGGUGAACCACUGCUCGAGGGCGAGGUAGAACGUUCCCGCCUGCGUCGCGGCUUAGCCAACCUCAAGUCUAAAGUGAAAUCAAAAGCACAUCAUCAUCAUCAUCAUCAUCAUAACUCUCAACAAACGCACGGACCUUCUCAGCAACAACCAGGUCAAGCGACUGCUGCUCUCUCUUCGGCUACGAUUUCCACCGCAUUCGGCACAGCUGCUAUAAAGCCAAUGAAGAAGGAAACGGCCGGCUCGAAUGCUUCGUCAACCGGUUCGUUAGUGGACACAUUUAUGCGACGCCGUCGUCAAUCGCCAACAGAUCAAGCAGAUCGUGCAGCGCCGAUGGUGCCAACGGAGACGGUGGCAAGGGAUAAUAAGAAAACGGCAGCGAAAAUGAAAAAGCAUGGUAUUAUAGCCGGUAAAAAGGAAGUGGAAAUCGAGUCGGGUGUUGAGAUGAUGGAGGACACACUACCUACAACUGCGGCAAAUGACGCUGCAGCGGGUGCAGAAGAGCCAAGCGCUUCAACCGCCAAUCGUCAUGAUUUGCAUUUACAUUUUAGUAAAAGUACACAGGAUAAACCACCUACACCAGGACAAGCACACGAGUUGCCCAGCAAAACGGAAGUACGUAGACGACAAAAUGAAUUGGAAACGUUACGGCAAGCUGCUGAAAUACUACAGCAAGAAAAUCAACAUGAAGUCGAUACUCUUCUAAGGCAACCGAAAAGGAAGUUUGCCGCCAGCAUGCCAAUUAGCCGAUUGGCCGCACUUAUUGUAGUUCUGCUCUUGCCUGUGCAUGGUUUCAUACGUGGCGUGUUGGCAUGCCUGAUGAGUUUCGCUAUUGCCGAUUCAUUGAGCAUAAUGGCACGAUCAUUUAUUUAUAAAUUUUUCGAACACCAUCCCGAAAGAUCCGACUUCGAGAUACCAGACUACACGAAUUUGCCGAUUUGUGAGGUGCCCGCAGUGGAAGAGCACAAGACUAUAAAGUCGUACGCUGGUUGGAUGAAUGAGAUUUUCAGCUACGAUCCACUCACUUAUCAUAUAUCACAAACUAAUUCGGUUUAUUUGAGACUUGACGGCACCUAUUUGCGUGUUUCAACAACAAAUGCGCGCAUACCGAAACGGAUUAUGUGGAAUGAGACACCGAUUGAACUUAAACAUAUUCACUUUACCAGUCAUCGGGUUUUUAAUUUGCUCGGUUGCAGCGUCGAACUUCUGCCACUGGGUUUGGCGCGCAAGAGAUACUUUAAUCGCAAAUAUCCAAUUCAAUUGAUUAUCAAAAAUGGCACUGAUGAAGAUGCUAUAAUAGAGCCAUCGGAGAACCCUUCAACUCAACUCUCAGCACGUGGCAGUAAGAGCGAUUUAAUAUCCGUUGAUAGUAGAAUGUCACAGGUUUCAAGCGACAUUCUAGAACAGUAUGCCGAAACGAAAGAGAAGGUGGCCAAUAUGCAGGAUAUUGAUUUCGCAGCGACUGUUAUGAAUGCUGAUCUUCAACAACUACAAGACAACACACAAGACACGGAUAAUCUCAUACCUUGCGGCGAUGAAGUGCGUUUAAUAUUAUUUUCUCGUGGCGAUCGUGAGAAAGAGGAUUGGUAUCGCCGCUUUGUAGCGGCCAGUGAGGGCGAUGUGCACGAUCAGGUGUUGCGCUUGCCAAAUCUUAAACUAAUCGACGAUGCUGAACUACAACGGGCGGCAGCAAAAGCUGCGCAAAUGCGUAUGGAACCAGUUGAAAAUGAGAAUAGUGUGGAGAAUGAGUCGCACGUAUUACCAGCGGAUAUGGCACCGCCAUUGGUGGUGGAGGGUAAAACAGAUAAGACGGAUAAAUCGGAAACAUUUAAAGAUAUUCCGGAUGAUAUGGAAGUGGUGCCAUCGCCAACUGAUACAUUUGAGGGUCUACUAAUGAGCUCGUGCGCAGCACGUAAUCCGCCCGAUUACAUACGUUUCAUGGCUAUUUAUCAGAGCGCUUGUAAAGAAACUAAAAUUCCAGUUCAUAUGAAACCAAACCCAUUGGAUAAAGCACAAAAAUCACGUCGCUCUAAACGCCAUGCAAAGGAAUUAUGGCAAGGUAUUGAUCAGUCGUUAUUUUUGGGCCCAUCCGGCAGUGUUGUAUGGGCAAAUGUAUUAGUUGGUCGCGUUCUCUACAGUUGCUUGCAUGAUAAUAUGGUUAAGGAUAAGAUCAAAGAGUUGUUGCAGAAGAAAAUUAGCGCUAUAAAGCUCCCCUCUUUCAUCGAGGAUGUCAUCAUAACAAAAAUCAACCUUGGCGACACACCACCACUCAUACACCGCGUCUCACAGCCAAUGCUAGAUGAGCGUGGUACUUGGGUUGAUGCCGAUGUCACCUAUGAGGGUCUACUACAGCUAACCGUCACGACCAAAUUGAAUUUGAUGCGUAUUAAACAACAAAAGCGUCCAGCGGAUGUUGUUACCAUAACUGUACCGAACCCAUUAAAUCAACCUGUUGCGUCUGUUGGCGGCACCACCGCCACUGCUACGGCGAAUGCCACUACCAUACCGCCCAUUAAUGUUAUAGCUGAUGGUGACACAACGAACAGGACUUCAUUACCAUCUAGAUUACAUUUGGUUGAGCCUAGCAAUAUUGACGAUGUUUCGAAUAGUGUAAUAUUUGAUAGUGAUGCGGAGAGUUCGGGUGACUCGGAUACAGAUCCGGAGAGUACAGCCGCACCAACAGCUGCAAAUUCUGCAACAAACAUCAUCGGCGGCGCUGGCACAACAACAGCUACAGGGCAGACUUCACAAGGCGAUGCGGCGGCCGGUGGUGCAGCAGAUUAUCAACAUUUUAUGCCAACAGCGCCGGGCAAUGCGCGUCGCAUUUUUCGUAUUGUUGAUCGCAUUGCAGCUUCGAAUUUCUUUCAAUACGCCACCGAUUUGCCGGUGGUGCAGCGUGCCAUUGAAAAUAUGAAUACGAACAUAACUUUGCGCGUGGAUUUGCGUGGUUUAGUUGGACGUGGUGUAAUUAACAUUCCACCGCCGCCCUCGGAUCGCAUUUGGUUGUCCUUCCGUGGUCCGCCACGUCUGUGGCUUUCCGCCAAGCCUGCGUUGGGUGAAAAAUCUGUCGACUACAGCAUUGUGACAAGCAUAAUUGAGAGCAAAUUAUGUGAAGUAGUGAAUAAAUUUUUGGUUUACCCAAAUAUGGUUGAUGUGACCAUACCGUUUUUGGGUCAGCCAACCUAUGAAUACUUACGUGGUGAAAAAACUAAACGUGCUGAGUAAUUUUUUUUUUUUAACUAAAUUUUGCAUAAUUAUUUGCAAAUAAAAUAUAAUACAUACAUAUAUAUAUAUAAUGGAUGUGGAUCAAGCAUUUCACAAGAAGCAUAAUUAUGUAUGAAAAAAUGAAAACAAAAAAAAAAAAA